Molecule: messenger RNA, 1782 nt
Organism: Phycomyces blakesleeanus NRRL 1555(-)
Lineage: Eukaryota; Fungi; Mucoromycota; Mucoromycetes; Mucorales; Phycomycetaceae
Exons: 11
Coding region: 10-1665 (551 amino acids)
Biological process (GO): protein transport to vacuole involved in ubiquitin-dependent protein catabolic process via the multivesicular body sorting pathway
Cellular component (GO): ESCRT-0 complex
Molecular function (GO): phosphatidylinositol binding; ubiquitin binding
Source: RefSeq, a predicted model, not a curated record
CAAUUCAUCAUGUUUUCAAAACCCAACGCAUUCGAAGAGAUUGUCAUCUCUGCUACAGACGAAAAUCUCACAGCAGAAAACUGGGAACUCAUUCUUAGUGUCUGCGACAAGGUGGCUGGCACUUCUGCGGAGAGUGCCCGAGACUGCAUCGCCGCUCUUCAAAAACGACUCUUGAGCCGCAAUGCCAACGUACAGCUUUACGCCUUAACCCUGGCAGAGGCACUUAUUAAGAACACAGAUAUUACUGUCCAUCGAGAAAUUUCAUCGCGUGCCUUUACCAACACACUGACCAAAAUUGUUCAUGACAAGACAGUACACGAGCGUGUGAGAAAGAGAACACUCGAAUUCAUUCAGUUUUGUUCAUUCGAAUUCAGAGCCGACUCUUCUCUUGGUCUUAUGAAUUCUGUUUACCAGUCACUACGUGCAGAAGGCAUCCAAUUCCCAUCUCCUCAAAAACCAAAGAAAGAAUUUACUCAGUCCGAACUGGAUAAGCAAAAAGAAGAAGAAGAGUUUCAACUGGCAUUGGCAUUGUCUCUAUCGGAAACUGAGAAUCGAAAAGCAUUCAAACGCUCUACAACAAUCGUCAAAGAAGAUGCACCAAAGCCAGUAGAAACCAAAGAAUCGGGACCAAAGAUAUCGCGCGUUCGUGCGCUGUAUGACUUUCAGCCAACAGAACAAGGGGAGCUUGGAUUUCAGAAGGGAGAUAUCAUAAGAGUACUCGAAAGCGUUUAUCGUGACUGGUGGAAGGGUGAAUUGCGUGGAAAUACAGGCAUAUUUCCAGUCAACUAUGUGGAAAAAAUUGUUGAGCCUUCUUCGGCAGAUAUAAGAAAAGAGGCACAGACAGAAGAGGAAGUUAUCGGUGAACUUCGUAACGUUGAACGCCUCUUGGAAAUAUUAGCCAACAUUGACCCUCGCAAGGACGCAUUUUCUGAAAAUGAAGAACUUCAGUCGCUCUACAACAGCACAUUGGCUAUUAGACCAAAGUUGGUACACUUGAUCGAGAAGUACAGUCUGAAGAAAGAUGAGCUUGUGACAUUGAACGAAAAGUUUUUACAAGCACGGACCAUGUACGAUAGAAUGCUCGGUAGCUCUAUUGCUAGAUACUCUGCUCCGGGGAUGAACAAUGGAUAUCCACCUGCUCAACCUUAUGGCUAUCCUGACCAACAGCCAGCUAAUAACAUGCCUUCAGAUAGCUACUUUGGCUAUCAAGGAUACCCACCUUACUCUCAACAGCAACAGCAACAACAGCAACAACAACAACAAACUCCAAAACAGCCUCAGCAGCAAUUGCCUUAUGGAUAUCCACAACAAGCAGCAUCUCCAACUGCUCGUCAGCCGCAGCAACAGCAGCAAUCCCCUUAUGAUCGUCAGGGUUAUUCUGGUGAUCAGAAUGCACAAGCUCCAUAUCCUUCUCCCCAUCCAGCAUCUUCUGCCUAUCCUUCUACUGGAUACUCUCAUGGUGUUAACAAUGGAGAAAAUCAAACCCCUCCUUAUGCUACAGUCUCACCUGGUGGACAAUAUGGAGGAUACCCUCAAGAUCCUUCGUCAGUCGGCCCCACUGGUGGAUUUAUCCCAUCAUCCAAUCAGCCUCACUAUGGCUACCCGCAUGCUGCUGAUCGGUCUUACUCCACUACCAACCCAGCUUACGCUCAAAACUACCAAUAACUCAGAGCGACAAUUCAUCGGCCAGUGAUAGGAGAGAGGAUAUUUCGGAUUAAAUCAGUUUCAUUAUUUUAAAUAUCUAAAAAACAACAGCAGCAACAACAACAAAUAAAUCCAUUG